AUGUCUCCCCCAUGGGCAGUGGGAGGCGCACACCACCCCCCAGCGCUGGCGGGUGCUUGCCAUCUGCCGUGCGUCAUCUCCCACGCGGGUGGCCAGCGGGCGCCUGUCAUCUUACAUGCAGGCAACUGGCAGUGCACGCCAUCUUGUGCGCGGGCAGCCGGUGGGGGUGGGUGCACACCAUCCCCCAGCGUGGGCAGCCGGCGGGUGUACAUCAUCUCUCAGUGGAUGAGCGUCAUCUCUCUAUGGGCACGUGUCAUCUCUCUGUGGGCGCGAGUCAUCUCGUGCACAGGCAGCCAGCAAUUGUGCACCAUCCCCCAGCGCGGGCGGCCAGCCGGCGCGAGCCAUCUCCCAUACGUGCAACUGGCAGGUGGCGCCACUGGCUCCGUUAACGUCAUCGGACCUCUAUGCCAGGACGGGCCCAGAAACCGGAAGCGGAAGUGCGGCUCCCGGCCCACCAGCCAUGUUUGGUUGUGUCUCAGCGCCGUCGGGAGGCAAAGUGUGGUUUCCAGACCGGCAGCGUCGGAAGCGCAGAGUCCCCGGGGCCUCCUGGCAGCUCAGGGUCUGAGUCCAAAUGCCCGGGUCCCACCCCCUCCAGGCUGCGCCGCCCUGGCUCGCCUUUGUUUUCUGUACCGCUGGGCAGACAAGGAUACAGUGGAUUCAGUGAUCAUUGAGGAUGUGGCUGUGGACUUUACCCAGGAAGAGUGGGCUUUGCUGGAUCUUGCUCAGAGGAAACUAUACAUAGAUGUGAUGAUGGAAACCUUCAUAAACCUGGCAUCUGUAGUUUCUCGAAACUUUAGUGAUGGAGAAAAGUUAUCCAGUGAACACACCGUAGUGCGAAUCAUGAAGAAUGACACCUGGUCCUCCAUGUUAGGAGAAAUCUGUGAAUUGCAUGGCAUUGAAGAUCAGCAUAACAGCCAGGGGAGUUACUUGAGAAGGCAUAUGGUAGAGAACCUCCAUGAAAAUAAGGAACGUAAUCAAUGUGGAAAAUCCUUUGGUCAGAUUCCAAAGCUGCUCAAAAGAACUCCUACAGGGGUAAAUCCUUCUGAAAGCCUUGAAUAUGGAGGCUCCUUCAUUGAUCAUUCAUCAUAUAGGCAUUGUAUCGUACCUGAAACUGGAUGCAAUACCUAUCAGUGUAAGAAUUAUGAAGAAGCGUAUGGCUAUCCUUACUUAAGCACUCCUGUGAAUCAUCUAAGUGCAGAGAAACUCCAUGAAUUUAACCAAUAUGGAGGAAAUUUCUGUAACCAAUAUGGAGGAAAUUUCCCAUCCUUUCAGACACCUGUGAAAGCUCGUAAGGGUGAAUAUAAAGAAUGUUGGAAAACCUGUCCUUCAUCACUUAGUGUGAAAAAAAGUCACAGCGGACAUAAACCUUACGAAUGUAAGGAAUGUGGUAAAGCCUUUCGUCAUUCCUCAGCCCUCAUUACACAUAUAAGAACUCACAGUGGAGAGAAACCUUAUGAAUGUAAAGAAUGUGGGAAAGCCUUUAGUGAUCCUUCGUCUCUCACUACACAUUUGAGAAUUCAUAGUGGAGAGAGGCCUUAUGAAUGUAAAGAAUGUGGGAAAGCCUUUACUAAUUCCUCAGCCCUCACUAGACAUACUAGAACUCACAGUGGAGAGAGACCUUAUGAAUGUAAGGAAUGCGGGAAAGCCUUUAGUGAUUCCUCGUCCCUCACUACACAUAUAAGAACUCACAGUGGAGAGAGACCUUAUGAAUGCAAGGAAUGUGGGAAAGCUUUUACUAUUUCUUCAUCCCUCACUACACAUAUACGAACUCACAGUGGAGAGAGGCCUUAUGAAUGUAAGGAAUGUGGAAAAGCCUUUACUGGUUCCUCUGCUUUCACUACACAUGUAAGAACUCACAGUGGAGAGAGGCCUUAUGAAUGUAAGGAAUGUGGGAAAGUCUUCAGUCAGUCGUCAUCUCUCAUUACACAUAUACGAACUCACAGUGGAGAGAGGCCUUACGAGUGUAAGGAAUGUGGGAAAGUCUUCAGUAAUUCCUCAGCCCUCACUACACAUAUACGAAUUCACACUGGAGAGAAGCCUUAUGAAUGUGAAGAAUGUGGAAGAGCCUUUAGUCAUUUCUCAAACCUCACUAAACAUAUAAGAACACACAGUGGAGAGAAGCCUUAUGAAUGUACAGAAUGUGGGAAACUGUUUAGUCGUACCUCACACCUCAUCAGACAUACAAGAACUCACAGUGGAGAGAGGCCUUAUAAAUGUAAAGAAUGUGGAAAAGCCUUUACUGACUCCUCAUCCCUCACUAGACAUAAAAGAAUUCACAGUGGAGAGAGAGUUUAUGAAUGGAAGGGGUAUGGAGAUGCCUUUAUUCAGUCUUCAGUCCUUAAUGAACAUCCUUAA
Elephantulus edwardii (Cape elephant shrew) is the source of this 2355-nucleotide messenger RNA. RefSeq names its product zinc finger protein 699-like. The record is from RefSeq and is a predicted model, not a curated record. Gene Ontology annotation, biological process: regulation of cytokine production; negative regulation of transcription by RNA polymerase II; regulation of immune system process. NCBI's taxonomy places the organism in Eukaryota, Metazoa, Chordata, Mammalia, Macroscelidea, Macroscelididae. The transcript has 6 exons. Bases 1 to 2355 code for a protein of 784 amino acids.